Messenger RNA from Durio zibethinus, 1808 nucleotides. RefSeq names its product benzyl alcohol O-benzoyltransferase-like. NCBI's taxonomy places the organism in Eukaryota, Viridiplantae, Streptophyta, Magnoliopsida, Malvales, Malvaceae. The record is from RefSeq and is a predicted model, not a curated record.
GUGAUAAAAUCCUGCCAACUUAUUUAAUUUUAUUCAACUUACAUAAAAAAAUCCGUCCUUAUAAAUAUUACUUCCACAAUGCUUAAACAACCAACACACAUUUUAUCAGCUGAUCUCUAAGUAUUCUUUCUAUCAUCUGUGUCUAACCCCACAUAAAUCCUACAGGUUUUGUGCUAUGGCACAACUGCCAACUUCCCUAGUAUUUACAAUUCGAAGAAGCGAAGCCGAGCUUGUUGCUCCGGCCAAGGCCACACCUCGCGAGUAUAAACUAUUAUCCGACAUUGAUGAUCAACAGAGUCUCCGGUUCCAGAUUCCUGUCAUUCAAUUUUAUCGGUGCAAUCCAUGCAUGCAAGGGAAGGACCCUGCAAGGGUUAUUAAGGAUGCACUUGCACAAACCUUAGUUUUUUAUUAUCCAUUAGCUGGUAGGCUAAGGGAAGGUCGUAAUCGCAAGCUUGCGGUGGAUUGCACCGGCGAGGGUGCCUUGUUUAUUGAGGCUGAAGCUGAUGUUAAACUCGAGCAAUUUGGCGAUGCACUUCAACCGCCAUUCCCUUGCUUUGAUGAGCUCCUUUACAAUGUUCCGGGCUCAGAAGGGAUGUUGAAUUGCCCCUUGCUAUUAAUUCAGGUAACAAGACUGAAAUGUGGAGGUUUCAUCUUUGCCAUUCGCCUCAACCAUGUCUUAGCCGAUGGUGCUGGCAUGAUUCAAUUCAUGUCUGCCAUGGCUGAGAUGAGUCGUGGUGCAAUUGCUCCCUCAAUCCCACCCAAGUGGGAGAGGCACCUCUUAGAUGCUCGUGAUCCACCACGAAUCUCAUUCACGCACCGUGAGUACGAUGAAGUAGAAGGCACUAUCAUCCUAUCGGAAAACAUGGUUCAACGCUCCUUUUUCUUUGGCCCCAAAGAAGUUUCAACUCUUCGCAAGCUGCUACCGCACCACCUUCGUAAGUGUUCGAAAUUUGACAUCUUAGCAUCGUGUUUAUGGCGUUGUCGAACCAUUGCUAUAAAACCUGACCCUGAUGAAGAGGUGCGAUUGCUAUGCGUUGUCAAUGUACGUUCCAAGUUGAAUCCUCCAUCACCGUCAGGAUUUUAUGGGAAUGCAAUUGUGUUCUCAGCGGCAAUAACAACAGCUAGAAAACUCUGCCAGAAUCCGCUAGGAUAUGCAGUGGAACUAGUGAAGCAAGCAAAGGAGAGUGUGACCGAAGAAUACGUUAAAUCAGCAGCAGAUUUCAUGGUGAUUAAAGGUAAAAGACUCCACUAUACAAUGGUGAGAUCUUGUGUUAUAUCAGAUGUAACCCGUGUUGCAUUUGUAGACGUUGAUUUUGGGUGGGGUAAGGCAGUUUAUGGUGGGUUGGCCAAAGCUGGGAUAGGUGCUAUACCUGGGGCAUUAAGCUUUCUUGUAGCAUCCAAGAAUAAAAAUGGAGAGGCUGGAACUCUUAUGCUAAUUUGUUUGACAGCUCCAGCUAUGGAAAGAUUUUCCAAGGAAUUGGAUAACAUGUCGAAGGAGCAGCCAGCUGAUGAAAUGGGUAAAUCAGUUUCUAUUUCAUCUACUUUGUAAAAGAACAAAAGAAAUAUAGUGUAGAAGAGAAAAAAUCGAGAUAUGAAGAGAGAAUGUGUCGUGUGGUGUUGUAGUCGGAAACUAGCUUGUUAAUUCUAAGAAGCAACUGGUGACUUGCUUGUGGGUUAAAACUUAAAAUUCUAAAUUUUUUUUUUAGGAAAAUCUUUAAGUGUGUUUGCAUUACGUGUCAUAUAAGUUUGAUUUAAUUUUAUAUUAAAGUUAUCUAAUUAUAUGUUAAAUCUUUUGCUGGUUUGGUUUA